Colletotrichum graminicola M1.001 is the source of this 1554-nucleotide messenger RNA. RefSeq names its product GTP cyclohydrolase II. The record is from RefSeq and is a predicted model, not a curated record. The coding region runs from base 1 to 1554 and encodes 517 amino acids. NCBI's taxonomy places the organism in Eukaryota, Fungi, Ascomycota, Sordariomycetes, Glomerellales, Glomerellaceae. The transcript is spliced from 20 exons. Gene Ontology annotation, biological process: riboflavin biosynthetic process. Gene Ontology annotation, molecular function: GTP cyclohydrolase II activity.
AUGAGCGACCAAACAUCCAAUGACGGCUCCUUGGCCGAAGUUCUGAGCUCCCUGAAAUCCAUCCAGCAGACACAGUCUGACCUGGUGGCUGCUGUCGAUUCGUUAAACCAACGAUACCAACAGCUGACCGGUGAUGCCGAUGUCGCUGCACUCGGCCCGAGUCCAUCCCUUGGCGAGGCCCCCGAGAGACCCCACACCCCCGGCCGUCCCGAGACUGGUGCUGUUGGUGACUUGGCUCAAAGCUCCUCAUCCGACUUGAAGUUACAGGCUCCAGCUGUGCCUUCCUCGCCCAGCCAGCGAUCAGGCCUCACCUCCCGAAUUAUUUUAACGACGUAUCCAAAGCAGAUUGGUAUCAACCCGCUUCCCAUGAACUGGGGCAAGGCAGAUCCCCACGCGCGUGGACCAGUUGUCGUCUCCCGGUCCUCGGCCACGAUUGGAAAACGUAACGCUGUUGGAGCCCACGGCGGCUCUUAUUCCAUCUAUUAUGCGCUGGCCGUUGCUAGCAAGCAGCUCAAUCUGGAGCAUAGACCCGACUUUACCAACACGGAGCCUGCCGCCAAGAUUGGCCCGUUUCCCCAAUGGGGAGACCCAAAGAAGAUUGUAGCCAUGGAUCCUUGGGGUCAUCUAGCCCCGUGGCUAUUCAAGGACACCAUUGAGAAGCAGAAUGUCGACAUUCGCCCAACGAUAGCCAUCACAAAGGCACACAUGAAGCUAGAAGAAAGUGUAAAGAACGGCCGAUUAAUUCCCGAUGGUAAAGUCUGCCUCAACAACCUCGGAGAGCUUGCUGUGACCAAAUUCGCCGUUGAACCAGUCUGGUACCUCCCUGGGGUGGCCGAGAGAUUUGGAAUCGACGAGGGCGCUCUGAGGCGAUCUCUCUUUGAACACACCGGUGGUAGCUACCCCGAACUUAUAACCCGCAACGACAUCAAGGUGUUUUUGCCCCCGAUCGGGGGGCUUACUGUUUACUGCUUCGGCGACCCGGCCAAGAUGUCUGAUGAGUCAGUGCGGCUGGCGCUGCGCAUCCACGACGAGUGCAAUGGCAGCGAUGUCUUUGGUUCUGACAUCUGCACCUGCCGUCCAUAUCUCAUCUUCGGCAUUGAAGAGGCAGUCAAGGAGGCCCAGAACGGCGGCAGUGGCGUUGUCAUUUAUUUUCGAAAGGAGGGCAGAGCCCUCGGUGAGGUCACCAAGUACCUCGUGUACAAUGCUCGCAAGCGGGGUGAAGACCGAGCAUCCGAUUACUUCAAGAGGACAGAAAACAUUGCGGGGGUGAAGGACAUGCGGUUCCAGGCGCUGAUGCCUGAUAUCCUCCACUGGCUUGGCAUUCGUAAAAUUGACAGAAUGCUCAGCAUGAGCAACAUGAAACACGAUGCCAUUGUAGGACAAGGAAUUCCCAUACAUGAGCGUGUCGAACUGCCCGAAGAUUUGAUCCCGGCGGACUCCCGGGUCGAGAUCGAUGCAAAAAUCACUGCUGGGUACUUCACUGCCGGCAAGCGCAUGACGGAAGAAGAAUUGAGAGCUGUUCAAGGCAGAAUGUGGGAAGAUCUUGACCAUUAG